Daktulosphaira vitifoliae (grape phylloxera) is the source of this 4361-nucleotide messenger RNA. RefSeq names its product DNA repair protein RAD50 (gene rad50). Gene Ontology annotation, cellular component: Mre11 complex; nucleus; condensed nuclear chromosome. The transcript has 22 exons. The coding region runs from base 153 to 4067 and encodes 1304 amino acids. The record is from RefSeq and is a predicted model, not a curated record. Gene Ontology annotation, biological process: telomere maintenance via telomerase; double-strand break repair; chromosome organization involved in meiotic cell cycle. Gene Ontology annotation, molecular function: G-quadruplex DNA binding; ATP hydrolysis activity; double-stranded telomeric DNA binding. NCBI's taxonomy places the organism in Eukaryota, Metazoa, Arthropoda, Insecta, Hemiptera, Phylloxeridae.
UAUGUUAAAUAUAAUAAACCUUGAUUAAUUAACUAUAAAGAACAUUAAUUUUCUUUAUAAUAGUCUGAUUUGUUAUUUAAACUUUAAGAAAUAUUUAAUUUUUAAAAAUAUUGUAGUCUAUGAAUCUUGUCAAAUAAUAUUUAACUAAGAUAAUGUCUACUCUAAAUAAAAUAUCGAUUCAAGGCAUUAGAAGUUAUCAUCCAGAUGAAAAACAAACUGUUGUUUUUCAAAAACCUUUAACAUUAAUAUUAGGUGAUAAUGGAUGUGGUAAAACCACAAUAAUUGAAUGUCUCAAGUAUGCUACUUGUUCAGAUCAACCUAAAAAUACAAAAAAUGGAGGAUUUGUCUGGGAUCCAAAACUGUCUGAUCAUAUGACUGUAAAAGGUCAAGUAAAAUUAUAUUUUAAUGAUACCAAAAAUGUCUCUGUGGUAGUUUCUAAAACAUUAGAGUCAACACAAAAAUUAAAAAAUAUUACUACUAGAAGUUUGGAUCAAACAAUUUCUAUUAAUGGAAGUUCUGCAUCACAUAAGUGUGCUGAUAUUGAUGAAAUAAUGUGUACCCACUUAGGAGUAUCUAAACCUAUUUUGAGAGAUGUCAUAUUUUGUCACCAAGAAGAUUCAAAUUGGCCACUUGAUGAAGAUAAAAAACUAAAAGAGAAGUUUGAUUCUAUAUUUGAUGUUGGAAAAUAUGAUAAGUGUAUCGAUCAAAUACGGAAAGAAAUAAAAGGAAUUAAAGAAGAUCAAAAAUUGAGUGAAAAUAAUAUUCACUUUAAAAAAGGAUUGAGAGAUGAAGCAAGAAGUAAAAGAGCCACUAUUGAUGAAAAAAAAGCAAAAUUAGAAGUUUUGCGCAGUGAAAUUGUUAAAAUAGAUGAAAAAGUUAUUCCAUUAGAAACAAGAGAUAGAGACAUUUCUAACAUAGAAAAUCAAUUGUCAAAACAACAGGGAGAAUUGAUAUGCUUAGAAAAACAGCUAAUAUAUAUUAAAGAAGCACAAAAUAAUUUACAGAAUGAAAUAAUAAUUGAAUUUAAGGGGAGUGAUUUAGAACUUGAUGAAGAACUCUUUAAUUUUAAUCAAAAUUUACUGCAAAAAGAAGAAGAAAAAAAUAAAUUAGAAAUUAUUAUAGCCACAGCAUAUAAUAAAGAAAAGAACACUCAAGAAAAAUUAAAUAAAGAAGAAAUAAAACGUGGACAGUAUUUAAAUGAAGAAAAGCAACAAGCAAACUCUAUUCAAAAUCAAAACCUAAACUUAUCUAAAUUAGUACAAGAAAUGAAUAUUGAUUUGCAUGAUGAAAUAACAGAAUCUAACCAAAAAGAAGCUAUAGCUAAACUUUCAGAUUUUCUUAAAAAUAUGAACAAUUCAUUAGAGUUAACUAAAAAUCAAAAUAGCCAAGUCGAACAUGACAUUCAAUUAGAAAUGGAUAAAAUAAGGGAGAUGAAAGCAAAACUGGAACAUGAAAUUCUUUUAAAAGAAAAACAAUUAAAAGAAAACCAAAUUGAAAUUACAAAUGCUAAAAAAGCCAUUGAUCGAGUAAAAAGUUCAGCAAAUAAACUUCUAACCCUCAAACAAGAGUCAUUAAAUGUUGAUGAAAAACUUGAAAAUUUAUAUAUUUCUUUGGAUGUAAAACGUAUAAAAAGCGAAAUAAGUGUAAAUUAUGAUGAAAAACUUGAUUUGGAGUCAAAAUUGAAAAAUGUGGAUGAGGAAGUACAAACAUUACAGUUACUAAGUGUUGAUCAAGCUGAGCUCAAUACAAUAAAAUCAAAUAAGUGUGGUAUUGAAAACAAACUGACUAUCCUUAAAAAUAAAGUCAAUCAUGUUUUAACUAAUCUACUUGGAAGUAUUCCUAAAAAUAAUUUGAAGUAUGAAUUUAAUUUAGCAUUGGAAAAACUGACUAAUACAAUUAAAACUAAUCGAAAAUUGGUAACCGAAAAGCAAAAACAGCUAACUACACUCGAAACUAGUCACAAGCAUAAAAUAGAAAAUUUACGGGCUAAACAAAAAACCCUGACUGAUGAUGAAAAUGCUAUGUAUGAAAUGUGUCAAGGUCAGGAAUAUGAAUUAAUUUUAAAAGAAGUUAAUGAAAAAGUUGAAGAGUUACAAGCUUUAAAAGGUUCUGUUUCUACAUCAGAACAUCUUUUUAAACAAUAUAUAAAAAAAUUAGAAGCUGAAAAACCAUGCUGUCCAUUAUGUCAUAGGAGUUUUGGAACAGUUGAUGAUGUUACAGAACUUAUAAAUGACCUGAGUAUAAGAGUUCAAAAAAUUCCCGAUGAGCUAGAAAAUACAGUUUCACAGUUAGAAACAUUUCUGGAAAAACAAACAAACCUGCAUGAAUUAAAGCCUAUAUACACUCGCAUUUCUUUACUAAGUGUUACAGAUAUACCCAAUCUCAAAAAUGAAAUUGUAAAUAUUGAAGUAAAAAUGAAAAAUUGUAGAGAAGAAUUAAGUCAACUUUCAGAAAAUAAUAGUAAAUUAGAAGUAGACGAAUCUAACACGAAGGCCAUUCAAUCAGAUAUAACAUUGAUUGAUAGUUAUACUAAUGAAAUCUCUCAUUUAGAAAAAAAAGAACAUCAACUAGAAAACAAAUUAAGUAUAACUGGAUUUAAAAAAACACUUCAAGAAGCAUUAUCUGAACAAAGUUCUAUCAGAUCUCUUUUGUAUGAUACUAAUAAAAGUUUGGAAAAUAAUCAGAAUGCUUUAGCUAAGUACAAUGAAAUAUUACAUGAGUUACAACAAAAAAAAAAUAAGAUUACUUCUGAGGAAUUGGAUAUUAAAACUCAAGUGCAAGCUGAAAAAGGUUUAAUGGAUAAAUUAGUUGAUUUACAAACUCUGAAAACAUCACUAAGAAAUGAAUUAGAUGUUGCUAUUAAUUCUAUUGAACCCGUUAAAGAUAACUUAAAUAGAUGUUCUAAAUCAUUAGAACAAAAAAAAAAAAAACAUAUUUUGCUAAUUGAAGAAGAAGGAAAAAAAAUUAAAUGGUUAGAAAGAAAAUUGGAUGAAACAAUAAGUUUGCAAAAAAUAAUUGAUGAUUAUAAUGAAAAUUGUAAUUCACAACGAAUUAAAGAUGUAGAAUUUAUAAUAGCAAAAUUAAAAGAAGAAAUACAGUAUUUUAUUGAUGAACAAUUAAAAUAUCAAAAAGAAAUUGAUUUUAUCAAAGAAUUUUGCACCAAUCAAAGGGCACAAAAAUUUGAUUUUGAAAACAACAAAAAACUAAGAAAUAAACUCAAAGAAGAAAAUAAAUGUAUUGCAGAAAUAAACAACCUGAAAACUAAAAUUGGUGACAAUGAUAUAAAUGAAUUAUUAUUGGAAAAAAAAAAAAUUAGACAAACAUUAGAAACUUUUUAUUCUGAGAAAAAUUUUGCUAGAGGAAAAAAAGAAGAAAUUGAUAAUAUUAUUCAAAAGAUCAGUACAGAAUUAAAUAACAGUGCUUAUAAAAAUGCAGAAAGUAAUUAUUUAGAUGAAUUGGUUCAAUUUGAAGUUUUAAAAAAAGUGGAAAAUGAUUUGAACAAGUAUUGGAGAGCCCUUGAAUAUUCAUUACAAUUAUUUCAUAAAGAUCGGAUGUUAAGUAUCAAUGCUAUUAUUAAAGAACUUUGGAGUUCUAUAUACAAUGGAAAUGAUAUAGACUAUAUUGAAAUUAAAACAUCUGAUGAUGACUAUAAACAAUUGACAGAAACAAGCAAAAGAAGAACUCAUAACUAUCGAGUUGUACAAUGGAAAAAUAACAUUGAAUUAGAUAUGCGAGGAAGAUGCAGUGCUGGUCAAAAAGUUUUAGCUUGCCUUAUAAUCCGAAUGGCUUUGGCUGAAACAUUUAGUAAAAACUGUGGUAUACUUGCACUUGAUGAACCAACAACUAAUUUAGAUGAACCUAACAUAGUGAAUUUAGCAGAUUCAUUGUCACAAAUAAUAACUCGUCGUAGUUGUCAAAAAUCAUUCCAACUAAUCAUCAUUACUCAUGAUCCUCAAUUUUUACGCAAGCUAUCAGCCAGUGAUAAAGUUGAUAAAUUUUAUAAAGUGAAAAGAUGUCGUAAAAGAGGAAUGUCGAUUGUAAGCGAAGAAGAUAUUAAAUUGUUAUAACAUAAUCAAGUGAUAUCUUUAAUAUUAAUUAUCCUACAUACAAUCAAGUAUUUAUAAUAAAACAAAAAUAUUAUUUCAUAAAUUUUAAUUGCAUUAAAAAUUAGCUUUUAAAUUAUAUUUUCUCAGAAAGUUGAUAAUAUUAAUACUUAUUUUAUCUUGAUGUGUAAAAAAAUUAAUCAUACUAAUUGAUUAAAAUAUUGUAUGCUAUUCUUCGUAAUUAUUUUGUUUAUUGUUAUUAAAUAAUCACGUCAGCCAAUUUAAUUAUUUAAGUGUUUACUACCACAAUUUUUUCUU